Messenger RNA from Gekko japonicus, 2892 nucleotides. It is a transcript of the gene THAP8, whose product is annotated as THAP domain containing 8. The record is from RefSeq and is a predicted model, not a curated record. Lineage: Eukaryota; Metazoa; Chordata; Lepidosauria; Squamata; Gekkonidae. Bases 58 to 1467 code for a protein of 469 amino acids. The transcript is spliced from 4 exons.
GCCGCGGGGUAGGGGAAGGCGGGAGGGGCAGCCGCGGAAGGAGGCGGCCGGGGGACGAUGACCAAGUACUGCCGGGCGACCAACUGCUCCAACUCGGCGGGGCAGCCCCGGCCGGACAACCAGCGCCUCAGUUUUUACAAGUUCCCUUUGCACAACCCCGAGCGGCUCCAGCAAUGGCUCUCGCAGCUCAACCAAGAGAAGUGGCUCCCGACGAAACACCAGCACCUGUGCAGCGAGCAUUUCGCGGCGUCCUGUUUUGAGCACCGGUGGGGGGUGCGCUACUUGAAGCCCGACGCUGUUCCCACCAUCUUCCAGACCUCAGAUACGCCACCAAAGAGGGAGAACACAGCCAGGCCUCCCUCGGAAGUGCCGGCUAAGAAGCUGAUCCUCGAGCGCCACGGCGAGGAGAGCUCACCGGGGACGCAGGCCGCGAGCCUCCAAGAGCCGGAAGGCCUGGAAACCCUGGCCAUCGCCCUCGACCCCGGGGUGGCCGCGGCCCCCAUCUACGUGGAAGCCCCGCCCUCGGACCUCGACCUCCGUGCCCUCUCGGCCCCCCUCGUCGGGGCCGUCAACCUGGUGCCCCUGGUCCAGAUCGUGGAGCCCCUGAAGGCCGUGACCCUGACCGUGGCGUCCCCAGUGGAGGCCGUCCCCGGCCAGUCGUUGCCGGACCCGGGCGAGCAGCAGCUGGUGGACUUUGUGGCCUCGCUCCCCCCACCGGCCUUGGAAGCCACGCCGGGCUCUUCCCUGGGGGUCUCGGGGCCGCUCUGCGCGGAAGUGGCAGCGCCCUGUGAGGUGGCGGUGGCGGAAGAGCCCUCGCUGCAGGGCGUGGAGACCGAGCAGGGCGCCCUGGUCAUCGAGAACGUCUCCAUCGAGCCCUUCCUGGAGGCCGACGCCUCCGCCCUCCUGGGCUCCCUGCAGGUGUCGUCGUCGGAGAUGGUGGCGUACUUCGAGACCAUCCCCACCGCCGCCGCCGCCGCGGCCUCCUCCGGCGUGGCCGCCCCCGAGACGGUGCUCUCCUCUGCCCUGAGCCUCCCCAUCGUCUCCACGCUCCCCAUCGUCUCCAACCAAGCCCCCCCGGGGGCCGAAGAGCUGGAGCCCGCCGAGCCCCUGGAAGAGCCACUGGAGGAGCACACCUACCACAGGGACGAGGUGACGACGGCGGAGCUGGUGGAGGUGGUGAUGGGCCUCCAGAAGAAGGUGAAGGUGCUGCAGCAGCGCCACCGCCGGCACUGCGCCAAACUGGAGGCCAUGGAGGGGGUGGUGGAGCAGCUGAGGAAGGAGAACCUGGUGUCCGAGGAGAAGCUGAAGCUCCUGGAGAUGGCCUGCCUGCAGACCAGCGCCAUCGUGCCCGAGAACGGCGGCACGGUGGCCAUUAUCUGCCAGGAGAGCGACCAAGCCCUGGUCUACGCUGUGCCCCAGCUGUCGGAAGAAGGCAACGAGACGGUCAUCCAGUUGGCCCAGCAGUAACGUGGAAAGGGGGGCGGAGGCGGUGGGGAGCCGCCUGUUUGCCACUUGCUUGGCCAAAGGCUGCCCCUUCCAGCCACAAGGACCGCUACCGCCUUCGGCCGAACGCUCAGCGGCCUUCGUGCUCCGGCACCUUAUUUUUCGCAGGGAAGGGAGAAAGGUCCUUCCUGGAUCGCUUGGGUUUUUAUUCUGUCCGAAAAUGAUUGUCUAUAAAAUUGUCUCGGUGGGAGAGCAAAUGGUCAACCCGUCCCCCUUUGCCGUGGCCGAGCUCGGGGGGUAAUGUGGCCAGCGGGGCGAGCGGUUCUUAAUUCCCGUACGGUCAUGAGCCAGUCGUACAGGAUCCCCCGCUCUCGUGAGCCAUAGCCGGGGGGAAAGCCAGAGGCACCUGUCUCAGGAUGGCCUUGAUUUUUGCACUACGCCGCCUUGGCUUCCUCAGUGUCAUUCCUAGGAGACUGGACUCCAGUCCUGGGAGCACGCGUGCGCAUGUGUGUGUGUGUCUUUGCGUAGUGCAGUCUUUUUCUACUCAUCUCCGUCAUCAUCUCUGGCAGGGAUUGGCAGCGCCUCAGCGUCAAAGUUGGGGAUGGGGGGAGAGGUCGGUAUCUCUGCCACAGAUCACAUGCCCAAGCAAGCAUGCCGGGGGGGGGGGUGUUGUAAGGAACUGCCCUGGCUGCGGCGGAGGUUCUGGCACCUGGCGCAGGUGAACGAUGAGCCGGGGAGGUGCGGGACUCCACGCAUCGGCAAAAUUACGGUUGCCCGUGGCCCCCUUUCUCUCCGAAACGUAUCAUGUGAAUAUCGUGGGGCUGCCGUUGCGGAACACCUUUUCUUAGGACAGCGUCUGCAGAAUCUCGUACAACAACUCACUGUCAGCGGCCGAGAGUCGAGAGGGUAUCCCAGUAGAUCACGCCAGAGACCUGACUGUCCAGUUCGGUUUCUUGUGUGCAGCCUCUGUUAGGUGGUCCUCGUGUAGGCGGUAGGAACGGCAGGCCCGUGGGUGUGGGAAGGGUUGACGUUUCCUCCUUUUGCGGAAAACAAGCCCGCUUCUUCAGCGUCUGCUCCGCGGUGACCGCGAGGCCUCUGUGACGUCACCAGAGAUACGUUUCUGUGGGGGGUGGAUGGCAACCCUCUUUCCCCCCCCCCUGGGGUAGGUUUUUCCCAUUUUGCACCCCUUGAAACACCUGCCCCUUUUCCCUCCUAGCAUCGGAAGAACCCUGCCGACUCCAUUCGGUCCAUCUCAUCCAACACUCCGCUGCCGCUAAGAGAAUCAGAGCUGGAAGGGACCUGAAAGGUCAUCCAGUCCAGCCCCCUGCACAGUGCGGGAAAUUCACAGCUGCCUUCCUCCCCCCGUGACCCCCCCUGCUCUACGUCCACUAGUAGCCAAAAAGCAGGGCUCUUUUUUGUAUCAGGAACUCCUUUGCAUAUUAGGCGACG